Mycotypha africana is the source of this 953-nucleotide messenger RNA. RefSeq lists its product as uncharacterized. Bases 115 to 759 code for a protein of 214 amino acids. NCBI's taxonomy places the organism in Eukaryota, Fungi, Mucoromycota, Mucoromycetes, Mucorales, Mycotyphaceae. The record is from RefSeq and is a predicted model, not a curated record. The transcript has a single exon.
AUCAGAAGAUGAAGCAUACUGUCAACAUCAAUCAAGAAAUGAUCAUGUAUGUAUACUUUCUCCCAAUGACGAAUAGGUCAUAGAUUGCUAGUGAAGGCAUUUUCUAACGUAUAUAUGCUUUCGUAUUCAAGACAAGACAUAGACCCCAGCGAACAAAUUACAAUUACUCUUCAUGUUUCUAUGUUUAGUUCAAAUAAUGCUCAGAAAAGGAGCGGUAGUUGGUACCACAAAAUAAAACCAGGUUCAAUAACAGCAUCCUCUAGCAGUCUGGAACGUUACAUACAUGAUAAAGAUGGCUCACUAUGUCAAACACUACUAUUGCCGCAACGUUUUAUGGAAACAGAAGGCCAGGAUCAAUUAGCAACACUUAUGCUCGUGAACAACUGGUAUCGACAGCAAAGCAAUAGUAAUGGUGUUGCUCCUAACAUCAAUGGUGGAGCAUCGAAUCCUGCAGCUCUACUGAAGAAGAAAAGCUCAACGUUUUUGCUACAUCGGAAGCAUUCGGUUGAAUUCAACCAUGAUGACGCUGAAAACAAGUCAACAACAACAACAAAUAGUAUUGAAAAGGCUGUAGGUAAACUUUACAUCCAAUGCCUUUAUAUCAACACGUACGGCAAUUAUAUUCCUAGUGGUAUGGAUGAGGCAUUAGAAGCCCUCAAUGCAAAGCGUUUCCACGAAACAAAAUGGCAGGAAGGUUACUUGUCUCAGCUGGGAGGAAAUACGAAGGUAAACGUGUUUACAUCAAAAUAUACAUACUGAUAGAUAAAAACAAAAUUUAACGCAACUUUUUUCUUUUUUCUUGCUUUUACACUCCAGCAUUGGACGAAAAGAUACUUCAUCCUAAUUGGAGGUAGUUUAAUAGCAUAUCCAACCGAAACCGAAUUACAAGACAAUGAAACGUCCACAGCAAUGUACGAAAUACCACUAGCUCGCGCUGUUACGUUAAUUUGCAA